GUUUACGCCCAGAUUGUGGGUUGUUGGUCUCGAAGCAUGACGUUUCAAUUCGCAGAGACGACUUCCCUUUCGUUCCGUAUGUAACAACAUUAAUUCCCGUACACGCGUAACAACAAAAGAGAGAAAUGAAAAAUCGCUAAUGGAGAACUUGUCCGGCGCAGGGCAGUUCCGAGCGAAACAAUUUCGCCAGAUUUUAUCCUUGGUAUGCUGAGGCGAUUGAUGAGGGGCCUUGAUUGUGUUGCUUGGAUUCAACGCACAAUUAAUUCCAUAUGCAACCCGCAAGGACGGCUGCCGGCUGCAUUGCUGCCCCCGCCGCCCGCCUCCAGCGCUUUGCACGGCGGAGGCUGCGUGGAUUGGUGGUCACGAAGCGCGUCGCAGAUAAAACUGGUGUGCAAGGGCUACCGAGUGUCAGUGUGUUCGUCGGCAAGAAAGACGUUUGUUUGCAGCGCGCAGAACGAGCCGUGCCUCCGCCUGCCCGGAGGAAUCGUCGUCUUUUGCCACAGGCGCCCAACCCCUAAUCACGUGCCAUGUUGCUGUUGUACACAUUCGUUUUAGCUUCAUUCGCCUUCCAGGCCGGAGCCACGAACACCACCGACGCAGAGCCGAUCGUGGUCACCCCCGAGCCAAGCCUGGUGUUGCUGGCCGUGUCCUCCUCGUCCAGUUCGGUCAGCCAAAGUCGGUCCGUCUCGCCGGCACCCGUGGCCAAAAACAAUGCGACCACCCCCGAGCCACCGACGGGACGCGCCGACAACUCAAAACGCAAGUUGGAAGAAGACGUUCUGGAGGCGGGAUCCGCCCCCGAGGAGGCCGUCGGAGAUGACAACCGCACCAGGGAAGCCCUCGCACCUGAAGGAAGUGAGCACAACUCUGUUGUGUUCGUUGCCGAAGGGGCAGGUUACGUACCCGUAACGCAGUUGAGGUCACGUUUGCCGGCCCAAUUCAGGCCAUCGGCGCCGUCAGCGCCAGUGGUGGUUGCGGCUACCGGGGCGCAAGAUGUGAGUGAGUGGACCACAGGGGGGCACAACUGGGAUCGCGCUUAUCACCACUUUGGACACAACCAGAGCAGAGUUCAACACAUCGAGGCUGAGUGCCAAGAUGACUACAUGAAAAUCAGAGUGGGUUUUAACGGCUCGUUUACUGGCCUGCUAUAUUCAUCAGGUUAUUCCUACGAUCCAGAGUGCGUCUACGUGAACGGCACAGGCAGGGACUACUACGAGUUUUACAUCCAACUGAACAGGUGCGGCACGUUGGGGAAAAACACGCAAAAUCAGGACAACAGAAAGCAGCCGUCGAAAAACUUCAUGUGGAACACGGUGACGGUGCAAUACAACCCCAUGAUUGAGGAGGAGUGGGACGAACACUUCAAGGUCACCUGCGAGUACGGCUACGACUUUUGGAAGACGGUGACCUUCCCUUUCUUGGACGUUGAGGUGGCGACUGGAAACCCGGUGGUUUUCACCCUCUCGCCCCCGGAGUGUUUCAUGGAGGUUCGUCACGGUUACGGCAUCACAGGGACAAGGGUCAGCGGACCUGUCAGGGUAGGCGAUCCCCUUACCCUACUGAUCUACAUGAGGAGCAAAUAUGAUGGUUUUGACAUUGUGGUUAACGACUGCUAUGCGCACAAUGGAGCCAACAAGAGGAUCCAGUUGAUCGACCAGUACGGUUGUCCGGUGGACGAAAAGUUGAUCAGCAGAUUCCGCGGCUCUUGGAGCGAAACCGGCGUGUACGAAACGCAGGUGUUCGCCUACAUGAAGACCUUCAGGUUCACGGGCAGUCCGGCCCUGUACGUCGAGUGCGACGUCAGAAUGUGCCACGGAAAAUGCCCGAAUCAGCCGUGCCACUGGAGAAAUGCGAAAAGCGUGUCCAGGCGGUCGGUGCCGGACAACCUGCUUCAGUCGUCGCAGUUACCGCGGCUGUCCGAGAACAUCAGUUUGUUCCAGUCGCUGCGUGUCUUGCAGGAGGGAGAGCCUGGGGAGGAGGAAGCUGGACAGUUGCAAAGCAAAAUAGCAUUUGGAGAUGAUGAGAGUAUCUGCGUCAAAAGUGGUCCAUUCACAGCUUUGCUAGGGAUGGGGUGCCUAGUGACGGCGUGUUUGGGCAUUGCCGUGAUGCUGCUGUGCUUCAGGGUGCGCGCCCUGAAGAAGGGCGCCCCUCUUGAGCUGACGGACGCGGAGGUGCGGCAGAACCGCGACCUCUUUAUCGGCACCAACCCGUCGCUCCACUCGAUCGACUUCCUCACCCACAAGGGCCACAUCAACUGACGCGAUCGUGAGUGCAACCAACGAGGACAAAUCUUCCGUAGUUCGCGCCACAAUAAUGCGCUUUUCUUUAGUGAAAACGUAAAUCUGUGAAUCAUGUAGAAAUAGAAGAAAAACUUUCAAGUGCGAAAGGAGCAGACAAUUUAAGAAAAAAAACUUGGCGUCUCAAUGGGUAAUUUGGCAGACUGUUGGUCUCUGUUAAAAUUUUCACAGAAGGUUGGAAAAGCAAAAAUAGAAAAGUACAAAUUGAAUUUGAACAUAAAAAAAUAUGGAAAUUAAAUGGUAAUUAAAUCUGAUUUAAUUAUAAUUAAAAAUCAAACAGAUCCACUGUAUUGAAUAGCACGGAGAAUUUGCCGACCUGAUAUGGUGCAAAAAAAAAAAAAAUAGACCAGACCGGCGUCCUCUCCUGCUAUUCCCGUUUCCCACUUUGCCCACGUUAUUACCACGAAACGGAAAAUACGGAAAUGCCAAAUAGGAAACAACGUUCGAUUUUCUGGACUUGCGUGAAUUGUAAAUAAAACUCGACUUGUUAGUUUGUAGCUUUUAAUAAAACUUGCGUUCGUAUAGCGUGUAAAAAUCUCAUAAAUACCAUUGAAUUGUAAGUUUCUUUGCAUGCACAUUUCAUGGAACCGCACCAAAACUGUCUGUCGGCCACUAGUUCAGUAAGUUAACUUAUUGAAUAAAAGACUUAAGUUGUAGAAACUGUAAUUAGAGCAUUUUCCUAGAAAUAAAAUUUAAUAUAA
Molecule: messenger RNA, 2998 nt
Organism: Neocloeon triangulifer
Lineage: Eukaryota; Metazoa; Arthropoda; Insecta; Ephemeroptera; Baetidae
Exons: 14
Coding region: 528-2258 (576 amino acids)
Source: RefSeq, a predicted model, not a curated record